This is a messenger RNA of Corylus avellana, 909 nucleotides long. Lineage: Eukaryota; Viridiplantae; Streptophyta; Magnoliopsida; Fagales; Betulaceae. The record is from RefSeq and is a predicted model, not a curated record.
UCGGUUCGUCUCCAGCCAUUGUUCCCGGUUACAACCGGUUCGUCUGUCUCUAUCUCUAUUUCCACGAUAUGAAAACCCCAUUUCCAAAGCUCUCUCGCAGUGUAUGGCUUUUUCCUCUGUGUCUCUCUCUAGAGUCCUCGAUUUUCGUUUGUACGUGUGAAAAUGGAGGAGGGCAUAGACAUACCGCCGGCGGAGGAGAUGAUGAACGACAAACUGGAUUUUCCGGGUGGAGACGAAGAUGGGGAAGGCCCGCGUAACCCAAGGCCGAUGCGGCUGAAAAUCUCUGUUCAAAGCAAUGCCGUAGAUGGAGACGACCGAGAAUGUCAAGGCUCUUUCUCUCAUUGCUUUCACCCUAAAAGAGAACAAAAAGGAAAACACUGCGAAGAUGAAGAAGAGCAGCAAACUUACGAUGAAGAAGAAGAAGAAGGGUAUUAUGAUGAUGAAGAAGAAGAAGAUCCGGGCUCUAGUGUGACUGUACGACCCAGACUCGUGACCCUAACCGACCCAGAAGUCCUCGAUUGCUACAUUUGCUUCGAACCCUUUUCCAGUCCAGUCUUCCAUGUCGCUCCGCUUCGCUUCUUUAGUCAAUUUGUUGUUCUUCAAGAACAGAAUGACGAUGCUCUUUUUGUCCUCAACAAUAGAGUUGAACUUAUUGGGAAUUUAGUGACAGUUUGUUGCAUAGGGCACUGCUCAUCAACCAGAGGGUUUCCCUUCACUCUUGAGGCCAAAAUCCAUGGAAGUUCUGUCCGACUGCAAUCUUUCACAAAGAACAGUCAAAAUUGGUUGGAAGAGCCUCCUUCAACAGGGUUCCUUCUAAUUCCCUCUGGUUUUUAUGGUUCAUGUGACCAGAUCAAGUUAGAGGUCUGCAUCGAGCGCAAUGCUGCAUGUCAAAGAACAUAUUUUGUUUAA